GAUGAGAGAGAGAGAGAGAGAGAGAGAGAGAGAGAGAGGAGCAGCAUCAGCUUGCAUACUGAAGCGCAUCAUACCACGAAGAUCUCACGCACCGUCCACAAAGCAGCAAGAAGCAACCAGGAAAAGGACACAAUGUCAGUCAACUGCACGGUGUGUCGUGGCCGGACAUCGCCAUUGGGUUUUUUCACAGGGAUGCGGAUUUCUACAGGCCGCUGACUGAAACACCGCAACGAGGGAAGGACGGCAGACGCUCUAAAACGCUUAGAGUGCUUUGUGAAGGCUGCGUCAGCUGACGUCACCCACCAACGAUCAUGUUAUCCAUCUUGGCUGCGGGCUCUGUGUUUUUCCCGGGGCUCUUCCUCUUGUCCAAGCAAUGUCUGAAACGGCUGCCUGGUCUGAGAUGGGGUGAGGGGGAUGCGGUCAUGGUGUCAGCCAGGUUGGUAUCAUCAGUCCAAGCAGUCAUGGCCUCCUCAGCUGGUUACAUCAUCUCGACUUCCUGUGAUGACAUCAUCAAGGAUCAGCACUGGCUGACCACCUCCUACAUCCUGUUUGCUGUGCCCUACUUCGUGUACGAUAUAUACGCUAUGUUCCUGUGCUACUGGCACAAGCUUCAGGUCAAAGGUCAUGAGGUGGAUAAUGGGCCCAAAUCCAAAACUGUGGUCCUGAGAAGCUACCUCCGCAGAGAGUUCCUCAUGGUCUUACAUCAUGUCGUCAUGGUCACCGUGUGCUUCCCAGUCUCCGUGUUCUGGAGGCAGGGGAAGGGUGAUUACUUCCAAGGCGUCAUGUUCCUAGCUGAGCUCAGCACUCCCUCCGUCUGCCUAGGCAAAAUCCUUAUUCAGUACAAGCAGCAGCACACGCUACUUCACAAAGUGAACGGGGCUCUCAUGCUGGUCACUUUCUUCAUCUGUCGAGUCCUUCUCUUCCCCUACCUCUACUAUGUUUACGGCAGAUACGCAUCCAUCCCUCUUUACCAGGUACCUCUUGUUGUGCCGUGGCAGUGUAACUUGGGAGCUGCUCUGCUCAUGGCGCCUCAGCUUUACUGGUUCUCCCUCAUCUGCCGUGGGGCUCUUCGCUUGUUCACUAGAGGCUCCUCGUGUUCCCGUAAGCCCACCUCUCCGUCCAGGUUCCUGCCAGAACGACACUCAUCUUCUUCUCAGCAAGCCAACGGCUACAGAGGUCAGGUGGACACGCUAGACCCACCCACCACCAUGAUCCACUAAGAAGAGACACUCAGAUAAAGAACAACUGUAUGUCCGUUUGUAUAUGUAUGAGUUUGAGACUAAGUGGGUCACAAAAUGAAGCCUGAUUGAAUUAACUGUGAAGAAGAAGAAGAAGAAGAAGAGGUAAAGAAGAGGUAAAGAGGUAAGAAGAAGCUGAAAUAAUCAAAGGAAAAUAUGUGACGUUGGAUCUACACAAAGUGUAACAGAAUAGUUGUACUAUAGCAGUACAAUACAGCACUCUUUUUAGCUCCAAGAUCCCUGUACUGCAUAUAGGACUGCUUUAGUAGACAUAUAAGAGCUGUGCUCAGAAAAAAAAGAGAGAGUGAGAGACUGGAAUGAACAUUGCAGUUGUGUUUUUACACAGUAGGCAAACCUAUGUCAAAUGCACAAAUGUUUGAAAAACUGAGGCAAUAUGCAUCGUUAUUAUGCAUUAUUAUGACACUAACUGGGUUAUAAUGACUGAUUAGAUAGGCAUGUAUUGGUUUGCAAAAAAUAAUUCAUCGAAUGACCAAUUGAGUUUCAUGGAAAAAAAAAUCAAAAUGCAAAUAUUUUCAAGUAAAAGUUAGGUUUGUCUAAAACCUAACUGGCAAUAAAAUCUAAAUUGAUUUCAUACACAAGAUCUUACUUAAUUAAUCCAGAGAUUAAAGACAGAUCUGUAAAGACAAUGAAAACUACUGGGCUUUUUCAACCUCUAUAUAAAAUCCUUUCUGGAAUGUAUUAUUUUGUACAUGCUAGUUCUUUGUUUUUAGACAGCCUGGCUAAGCUUAAUAACCGAAGCAUUAAAGAAAAGGGUGAGAUGCUACUCAAAAGUCCUGACUUAAGGCCUUACAGAGGUCUGUAUAGUAACUUUAAGGCAGAACAUUCAGGUAGAUCUUAACCUGCACUAUCAACUGUAUCUAUCUAUAUAUCUAUCUCUAUAUAUACUACUUGUAUAUACAAAGAUAAAAUAGACAACCCUUGAAUUUAUAGGUAAAAAAAUAAAUGAUCGAAAAUGACGCUGCCUUAUCCUUUUUGCAAUUAUAUGUCCUUUUAGUUCAUCUUUGCUUUUUUGGUCAUAGGAGAGAAUUUAAAUAUAAAUUUAAAAAACUACAGUGUGGAUAAUUCAAGUGGGAAAUAUUCUCAUAUAAUAGAAAAAUCAUCAUACAAAAUAUUCUCUAUAACCUUUUUAUUUAUGCUUAGUCUUUGACGAUUAUUUGUUUGUUGUAAGUUCCAAAUUACUUAUUCUUUGUUUUUGCUAAAAUGUACUUUUUAAUUUAAUGGUUUUAGUGUUCUGUCCGCUCUGUCUAUUU
This is a messenger RNA of Tachysurus vachellii, 2509 nucleotides long. RefSeq names its product TLC domain containing 3Bb (gene tlcd3bb). NCBI's taxonomy places the organism in Eukaryota, Metazoa, Chordata, Actinopteri, Siluriformes, Bagridae. Gene Ontology annotation, molecular function: sphingosine N-acyltransferase activity. Gene Ontology annotation, biological process: ceramide biosynthetic process; lipid homeostasis. Gene Ontology annotation, cellular component: endoplasmic reticulum; membrane. The coding region runs from base 312 to 1220 and encodes 302 amino acids. The transcript has 7 exons. The record is from RefSeq and is a predicted model, not a curated record.